Molecule: messenger RNA, 3153 nt
Organism: Acanthopagrus latus (yellowfin seabream)
Lineage: Eukaryota; Metazoa; Chordata; Actinopteri; Spariformes; Sparidae
Gene: gsna
Product: gelsolin a
Exons: 17
Coding region: 181-2400 (739 amino acids)
Biological process (GO): actin filament severing; actin polymerization or depolymerization; barbed-end actin filament capping
Cellular component (GO): actin cytoskeleton; cytoplasm
Molecular function (GO): phosphatidylinositol-4,5-bisphosphate binding; actin filament binding
Source: RefSeq, a predicted model, not a curated record
ACGGGGAGUGUCCCGGUCCAGCAGCAUAAACAGCGGCUCUGCGCUCCACCGCCCCGCCGACUCGACGCCUCUCUGCUCCCGCUGCAGCCAGAAGCGCUCACCGCGGCUCAAGUCAAGUCCCCUCAGCUCAGCAGUCGUCCGUGCGUCCGUCCCCGAUCGCGACCUACACCUUCAGGCAGGAUGGCAGCGCACCACCCAGAGUUCGAGCGGGCUGGACAGAAGCCAGGCCUCCAGGUGUGGAGGGUGGAGAACUUUGACCUGGUGCCCGUUCCCGAGAAGCUGUAUGGCGGAUUUUACACCGGAGACGCCUACCUCGUCAUGAAUACCAUCAAGCAACGCUCCGGGAACCUGCAGUACGACCUCCACUUCUGGCUGGGUGAUCUCUGCACCCAGGAUGAGAGCGGCUCGGCGGCCAUCUUUACUGUCCAAAUGGACGACUUCCUGGGAGGGAAGCCCAUCCAGUACCGCGAGGUCCAGGGACACGAGUCCAAAACCUUUCUUGGCUACUUCAAGUCUGGAAUCAAAUACAUGAAAGGGGGUGUGGCAUCUGGGUUCAAGCACGUUGUUACCAAUGAGGUGGUCGUGCAGCGGGUGUUCCAGGUCAAAGGCCGCCGUUCUGUCAGGGCAACGGAGGUGCCGGUCAGCUGGGACAGCUUCAACCAGGGAGACUGCUUCAUCCUGGACCUGGGAGACGAGAUCUACCAGUGGUGUGGCUCACAGAGCAACCGCUUUGAGAAGCUGAAGGCCACUCAGGUCGCCAAGGGUAUCCGUGACAACGAGCGCAGCGGGAGGGCCCGGGUUUAUGUUGUUGACGAGGGGACGGAGAGAGAUAAGAUGUUAGAGGUGCUGGGUCCUAAACCAGAUCUGCCACCUGGAGGCUCUGACGACCUCCAGGCUGACGCUGCAAACAGGAAGAGGGCCAAACUGUACAAGGUGUCCAAUGCCAGCGGCGGCAUGACCAUCGCGCUGGUGGCAGAGGAGAACCCAUUCGCCCAGAGUGCCCUGGAGUCCGGCGACUGCUUCAUCCUGGACCAUGGCUCCGAUGGUCGGAUCUUUGUCUGGAAAGGCAAAGAUGCCAACAUGGACGAGCGAAAGGCAGCGAUGAAGGCAGCCGAGGAGUUCAUCAAGAAGAUGGACUACCCCAAACACACCCAGGUCCAGAUCCUGCCGGAGAUGGGCGAGACGCCGCUCUUCAAACAGUUCUUCAAGAACUGGCGGGACAAAGAUCAGACAGUGGGCCUGGGCGUGGCCUACAUCGCCAACAGCAUCGCCAAGAUCGAGAAGGUGCCUUUCGACGCCGCCACCCUGCACGAGUCCUCCGCCAUGGCCGCCCAGCACGGUAUGGUGGACGACGGCAGCGGAGAGAAACAGAUCUGGCGUAUCGAGGGCUCAGACAAGGCGCCCGUGGAUCCGUCCACAUACGGACAGUUCUACGGUGGAGACAGUUACAUCAUCCUUUACAACUACAGUCACAGAGGACGUCAGGGACACAUCAUCUACAUGUGGCAGGGAAUGGACUCCAGUCAGGAUGAAAUCGGGGCCUGUGCGAUCCUCGGCGCUCAGCUGGAUGAUGAGCUCGGUGGUGGUCCUGUGCAGGUUGUUGGUGCUCCUAUAACCACUCAGGUGAGGGUGAUUCAGGGGAAAGAGCCGGCCCAUCUGAUGAGUCUGUUCGGAGGACAGCCCAUGGUGGUGUACAAGGGAGGGACGUCCAGAGACGGAGGUCAGUCGGCCCCUGCAGAGACUCGACUCUUCCAGGUGCGCUCCAACUCUGCCGGGCACACCAGAGCUGUGGAGCUUGACGUGGCGUCAUCCCAGCUGAACUCCAACGACGCUUUCAUCCUGGUGACCCCCGGAGGCACCUUCCAGUGGGUGGGAGUGGGCGCCAGCGACACGGAGAAGCAGGGUGCCCAGCAGCUGUGCGGCAUCCUGGGAGUGUCGGCCUCCGAGCUGUCUGAGGGAGGAGAGAGCGACGAGUUCUGGGAGGCUCUGGGAGGAAAGACAGAAUAUCGCACUUCUACCCGACUCAAGGACAAGAUGGACGCUCAUCCACCCCGACUGUUCGCCUGCUCCAACAAGACUGGAAACUUCAUCAUUGAGGAGGUACCCGGGGAGCUGACCCAAGACGACCUCGCCACUGACGACGUCAUGAUCCUGGACACCUGGGAGCAGGUGUUCGUCUGGAUCGGGAAUGAGGCCCAGGAGGAAGAGAAGACUGAAGCAAUGGCAUCUGCGGCCCGUUACAUCGAGACAGACCCGGCCAACAGAGACCGCAGGACGCCCAUCGUCAAGAUCAAGCAGGGCUUCGAGCCGCCCACCUUUACCGGCUGGUUCCUGGGCUGGGACCACGAGUACUGGACCAGCGACCCCCUGGAGCGCGCCAUGGCUGAGCUGGCCUUGUAAGGUGUCACCCGACCCUGCCUUCGUCACUAUCAGCCCUGACCUUUGACCCUCCCUCCUGCUCUGCCGCAAGCACUGAGCUUCAGUGAUAAGACUUUUUUAUCUGCCAAAACUGCCCUGAAAAAGUUUCUUUUCUACUUUUUUUUUGUUGUGAUUUUAAAAGGAAACAGGCCAAUGAAGCCAUGUUUUAAUUCACUUUGUCUCACAUGCUACGGUGGUGCCUUUGUACCUGCAACAAAACCAACCAAUAGAUGCUUCAAUGAAAACACAGGCUUCCGUCAGGGUUUUGCACUAAAUAGGUUGCUACUACAACUUCUACUGUAGCCAGUCUUUCUCAUUGAUUUUAUAUGUUGACAAUAGAACCGGUUAACUAGUGACAUGUCAUGGAAAUAGUCUUGGUGUGCUGCAACAUCUGAACUCACUGCCAAGCAAACACCGCUUAUAAAAGCAAUACAACCAAUGCCUUAAUAAUAUUCUUUCCUUUAGUUUACAGUAAAAUGGCUUCUUUUUUUUUUUUUUAAAAAAAGGUAUCUUUUUAGGUAAGUUAUGUGCACCUUCAGUUAUGAAGCCUCUUCUAAUAUUUAUUUUUGAAAAAAAUGCCAUAGAUUAAUUCAGGAAGCUUAUGCGAUGCUGCAGUGGCCAACCUUUAGACGGGAAAACCAACGCUUUGCUGCUUUACGAUCCAGUUACGUCUUCUGUGACACUUUGAGGUUUCCCUGAGCCUUAUCAUUUCAAUAAAAACCAAAUAAAACACAA